CAGCUCAUUUUGGAGGACCUUAAGGGUUCCCAGACCGGACAGGAUGCAUAGUCCCUCCACCAGGUUCUGGAUCUUCCCUGGAGUCUUUUCCAGGGUUAUGCUUGGAAAACCUCCAAAGCGAGGGGCUCAGAGGGCAUCCUGAUCAAAUGCUCGGACCACCUCAGCUGAUAAGCAGUGGUUAGAUAGCUCCUCAGCCUAUCUAACCACCCUCCUGAGGGAGCUCAUUUGGGGCGCUUUUAUGUGGAAUCUCUUGGUCUUUUGGUCAUCAUCCACAUGUCAUGACCAUAGGUGAAAACGAAGACGGACCAGUAAAUGGAGAGCUUUGCUUAUUGGCUCAGCUCUUUCUUCACCACAAAAUGGUAAAUGGCUUGAACUUUAAGUUCAGAGAACCCCAAAGCGCUUUACACUACGGUCAGUCAUUCACUCAUUCACGCACACCCCCGCACGCUGAUGGUGGUAAGCUACUCAAUGGUAGCCACAGGUGCCCUACGGCAGCCUGACCGAUAAUAGACCGAAGCAGCGCCCCCUUAACUCAGACGAAGCCCCAGUCGGUUUGUCCAUCUCUGGUUCCAUUCCAAAGUUUAGAGAGAGAUCAGGAUGUGUUUGUCUGAUUGGGAUGUCGUCUCUCAGGAUAUGAGGCCACUGAGUUUUCCAUCUGGAUUACCUGCGCCAGCUGCAAGGUUCAGGAACAUGCAGAGGGCUUUACAGGCGGGGUUCUUCAGGUUGAGUGUUUGCUGUGUUAGGGUACAUUUAAGGAUGAGGGCGCUGCCCCAGCAUGUGAGGGUAAGGGGGAAAUGCCUCGCUGCAUUGGCUGGUAAGGUGUGAGCUGUCAUAGGGGGUGUCAUGUGCGCCUUCUCACUCACGUUGCAGGGGCAGCCCUGUGGUGAGGGGUGCCCUUCCAGCUACCACCCCCCACCACCGCCGGUGUCCAAACAAGAACAGGCCAUCCAGACACACAUAAACACACACACACACACCCCUAAUGGUUGGCUGGUAGGGAGGGUGCUGCAGGAGCAACAAGUUCUGUUGGGGUGUGUGUGUGUGUGUGUGUUAUUAGGUGUCUGCAGUUCUAAUAAAGGAAAGAGCUGUGUCCCUCUCUGCCUCAUCAGAUGGCUUUGCUCUGCUUUGUCUGUCCGUCUCAUUUCUGUCUGUCAGUCCUGAAGUGGAGCCGGGCCGCUCACAGCCUCUGGACCAUCAGGAGAGGAGCGCCUCCACCAGUCGUCUCAUCCGCUUAGUGUUUCGCUCUCCUCAGCCAGGAGACUGAGAAGCAGAAGAUGUUUGUGUGCUUAUUUGACCUGGUGUGAAGAGUGUACGUAUAAGACUGCGCGGUGCAUGGUGUUUGACAACGCCGUUGGAAAUGCUGGGGUGUCCAGCGAGGUUAUUUUUGGAUCAGUGACAGCGCGUCAAUGGCUGCAGAUGCGUCGCAAAGGAAGGCUCUGAGAUACCAGCAGACCCUGCUGUACGGGGAGUACAGGGAGCAGCUUGGAAACUUCGCCCGACGGGAGGCCGCCCGCCUGCUGACAGAGAGACAAUGGAGAAGACAAGCCGGGGAAAACACCUCGGCCACGGGCCGCAGAGGCCUCGGCCGGCGGCAUCACCUCCAUCAGAACCCUGCCAUUUUGGAAUCACAUCAAAGCCACAACUCCUCCACCAAGAAGCCUCAGCCGUACUCCAAAUGCCAGGACUGUUUGGCUCGAGUGAGGCGGUAUAUUGUGACGAAGAUGGGGGAGGACUGGAUAUUUUUGAUCCUUCUGGGUCUGACUAUGGCUCUGGUCAGCUGGAGCAUGGACUACGCCAGUGCCAAGAGUCUACAAGCCUACAAAUGGAUACAUGGAGAACUUAAGGGCAAUGUGCCGCUGCAGUACCUUGCCUGGGUUACAUAUCCCAUAAUCCUCAUCGUUUUUGCCUCGCUCUUCUGUCAUCUGGUUUCCCCUCAGGCCAUCGGUUCUGGCAUCCCAGAGCUCAAAACCAUCCUGAGAGGCGUAGUCCUGAAAGAGUACCUGACCCUCAAAGCCUUCAUAGCUAAAGUCAUCGGCCUGACUGCUGCUCUCGGCAGCGGGAUGCCAGUGGGCAAAGAGGGUCCGUUUGUCCACAUAGCCAGUAUCUGUGCCGCGGUGCUGAGCCGAUUCAUGUCCAUCUUCUCUGGAGUGUAUGAGAGUGGCAUCCAUAACAAGGACCUGCUGGUGUGUGCGUGUGCGGUGGGAGUGGCCACCUGUUUUGCUGCUCCUAUAGGAGGAGUGCUGUUCAGUAUUGAGGUCACGUCUACCUACUUUGCUGUGAGGAAUUACUGGCGGGGAUACUUUGCUGCCACAUUCAGUGCCUUCAUAUUCAGGGUGCUUUCUGUUUGGAACAAGGAUGCUGUCACAAUCACAGCUCUUUUCAAAACCAACUUCAGGAUGGAUUUCCCCUUUGACUUGCAGGAGUUACCAGCAUUUGCAAUCAUAGGGAUCUCCUGCGGCUUUUUGGGAGCGUUCUUUGUUUACUUAAACAGACAGGUGGUUCUCUUCAUGAGAAGACCAACCGCUCUCACACGCUUUCUAACCAAACAUCGUUUGAUCUACCCAGGGGCGGUGACGCUCAUCAUUGCCACCUUCACAUUUCCUCCUGGGUUUGGGCAGUUCAUGGCUGGAGAGCUGAUGCCCAGAGAGUGCAUCAACUCUCUUUUUGAUAAUUUCACCUGGACCAAAAUCUCUGACCCGGCUGCUGCCCCUGGCCUCGGUCGCUCCGCCGCCUGGCUGCAUCCUCAUGUCAGCGUCUUCCUCAUCCUUCUCCUCUUCUUUGUCAUGAAGUUCUGGAUGUCAGCAGUUUCCACCACGAUGCCUAUCCCCUCUGGCGCCUUCAUGCCAGUCUUCAUUUUAGGAGCUGCUUUCGGCCGCCUCGUCGGGGAGAUCAUGGCCACUCUUUUCCCGAACGGGAUACUGUUCGAUGGGAUAGUUUACCGCAUCCUGCCAGGAGGCUACGCUGUGAUUGGAGCUGCAGCCAUGACGGGCGCCGUCACUCACACGGUUUCCACGGCGGUAAUCUGCUUCGAGCUGACUGGUCAAAUCUCCCAUAUCUUACCUAUGAUGGUGGCAGUCAUCCUGGCCAACAUGGUGGCCCAGGGUCUGCAGCCGUCUCUGUACGACUCCAUCAUCCAGGUCAAGAAACUGCCCUACCUGCCUGAGCUGGCUCUCGGGCACAUCAGCAAGUAUAACAUCUUCGUGGAGGAUAUCAUGGUGCGCAAAGUGAAAUUCUUGUCCUCCCAAUCCACUUUUCGGGAAUUAAACCACCUGUUGGAAAGCACAACGUUGAAAACGAUCCCGCUGGUUGACUCUAAAGAAUCCAUGAUCCUCCUUGGCUCGAUUGAGAGGACGGAGCUUCAGGCUGUCUUAGACUGGUGGCUCUCUCCAGAAAGACGAGUCUUUGAAAGAGGUCCCAGUUCACCGGGGCAAGGCUCCAAACUCAGCUGGGAGUCCUUCAGUUUUGUAGAUGAGGAGGGAGAAGAAAGCAGUGACAAGGCUGUCUCUCCUGUGCAAGAAGGAUGCAACGGACCCAUCCCGGCCCCAAAUCCCCAGGAGCCAGCCACCAACCACACAGGAUCAGACAAACGCAAGCUGUCGUCUGUCAGGAGGACUCUUCAGAGACUCUUCUCCUCGUCGUCCUCGUCAGGCCAGACUGAAACUCAGGAAGACGUGCCUCCUCCACUUACUGACACCAUGUCCCCCGAGGAGAUCAAAGCUUGGGAAGAAGAAGAACUGGACAAACCAGUCGAUAUGGAGGAGAUACGUAUAGAUCCCUCCCCGUUUCAGCUGGUAGAAAGGACGUCGUUGCACAAGACACACACUUUGUUCUCCCUGCUGGGUCUCAGUCAUGCCUACGUCACCAGCAUCGGGAAGCUGGUGGGAGUCGUGGCACUCAAAGAGCUGCAGAAGGCCAUAGAGGGCUCGACUCGCAGUGGCGUGCGGCUUCGUCCCCCUCUGGCAAGCUUCAGAGACGCCAGCAGGAAAACCAAGAAGCACCAGCCUCCUUCGUCCUCAGCCGCUUCCUCACCCACGCGGGACAGAGACCUGUGGGGAGAGGGGAGCCGAAGAGAGAGCGAGUUGCUGAGGAGGGAGUCCAGGGAUAAUUCCUGGGGAAAGUCUCCGUCUCUUAGAGGAACUCCUGGGUCUGAAACAGUCCCCUCGCCUCCCAGCAGUGUGGGGAGCAGCAGCAGGAGCUCCACCAAGGCAAGAGGAGCAGAAGGAGUGUCUCAGGAGGCUGCAUCCCCUUCAACCUCCUCCUCCUCAUCCUCCCCUUCGCCUCCCAUGUCCCCCGUGUCACAUACUAGCCCGGUCCUCACACUGUCCUCCCUGCAGGAGGAGAGGGAGAGCGAGGAGUCUGAUGAACAAUUGUAAGAGAACCAGGGAGGAAACAUGGAGAAGGAACUUUACUUUUUUUGUGAUUUCACUCCUUCUCUUCAGAGACAGAACAGUCUGAACGGAGGAGUCAAGCUUCCUGCAGCCCUUAAUGACUCUCAGCCACCGGGAUGAACUGGUCUACACAAACCCAUCUUGAAACAUUUAGUCCUGGAUAGUUUUUAUUUUGUUCUAUUUUCACAGAAAUCUCACUUUUUCACUUCUGAAUCUCAGGUGUCUUCCUGUUUGACCUGCAAACAGCCACAAAUCAUGGAUGUUUCACCUCCGUCCAAAUCCAAGGUGGAUGGAGAUGAAUCUGUUCGGUUCAUUAUGUACAUGUGAGCUACUGACAGCUAUGAACUGUGCAAUAAUGAAUGAAUGAAAAACUGAAUUAAUUUGGUCAAACGGUCAAAGAGAUUGUGCAUUUAAAGUUAAUUAAUAAAAAAAAAAAACCACAUUUAAAAAGCUAAAGUAAAUUAAUCUUAUACAUUAAAUAUUCAAAUCAUUGUUACAAGUUUCUAAUUUGUAUAAAAUAAUAAAUUGUUAUAUUGUCUAUUAA
Messenger RNA from Xiphophorus hellerii (green swordtail), 4932 nucleotides. RefSeq names its product chloride channel, voltage-sensitive 1b (gene clcn1b). Gene Ontology annotation, molecular function: voltage-gated chloride channel activity. The coding region runs from base 1407 to 4373 and encodes 988 amino acids. Gene Ontology annotation, cellular component: plasma membrane. The record is from RefSeq and is a predicted model, not a curated record. The transcript has 23 exons. Lineage: Eukaryota; Metazoa; Chordata; Actinopteri; Cyprinodontiformes; Poeciliidae. Gene Ontology annotation, biological process: chloride transport; transmembrane transport.